UGACAAGAUAUGUCACUGUUGUGGGGUUAGACAGGAUGGCUGACUCACUUCCCCUCAACCAGGCUGUAGGGUUUCACACCAAGGAGACAGAAAGGGGGAAGAAGAGAGGAGGUAGUGUUGGUAACCACCUCUGCAGUGGUCUGUGACGUUUCUGCUCUACUGUAUGGAGAUCCCACCAUGUUCUCUACUACUAAAUGAAGUGUGUACCGUCAACCACUGAGGGAACGAAAAGGAGAAAGGGUCCUGUUGCUGGAAAGAGACGAGAGAGGGGAAUAGAGAAGCCAGGAUUGUGAGGGGGUUUCUGUCUCUUUAAGCUGACUGUUUGUUACUGCAGAGUGUGUGGGUGCUGCAGUAGAGACAGAGAGAGGGAGAGAGAAAGAGGGGAGAGAGGAAGAGAGAGGAUGAGGGAGCAUUGAUAACAGAGAGACGUUAGAGAGGAACAAGUGGUACAGCAGAGAUUCGGGGCUCAUGUCCGCACGCUGAGGUGUGAGGAAGACUGGUCAGGUGCAGACCAGAGGAGAAAAGUGUGAGGCGAGUAGAGAGGUGAGAGCAUUAGGGAGUGUGUGAGGAGUACAGGUGGAGGGGUGGCAGAGCGAGUGGAGAGGGGGCUGUUUAUUCGGAGCGUGGCACCGGUGGCAGAGUGGCUACGCUGGGAUGGCAGAGGGGGGAACUGGGGGGGCUGGCGCUGGGGCAGUCCUCAGAGGGACAGGGGCAGCCGGGGGCAGGACAGGAGAGCCAUCGAGGGUUACGCACACAGGACGGUGCCUGCCGGAUGGUGCCACCAUGCUCCAUCCAUGGCACAGAUAGCACCUCUCGUCCCGGGGCAGGAGGAGGCGAAGGGGGAGGCAGGGGUGGGGGUCGGGUCAGGGGAGUUGAACGCGUCGGGGUGGGCAGAACGUUUCUCGGCCACGUGUCACUGCAUCUGGAGGAGGUCAGGGGCGAUUCGGAAGGGGAGGCUGGCAGCGCCUGCUUCGGACAGGUGUCACGCCGGCUGGGGCGGCUCCUGAAGAGGCUGCCCAAGUCUCGCUCCUGGAGUGACAGCCUGCGGAUCCUCCGACGAUCAUCCUCUAACGGAUCUCUGCUCACCACCUCAGACUGCAGCUACACCUGUCACCUGGAGUGUGAGAGCCAAGUCCAGCUGGACUGCAACCAGAGGGACAGAGAGCCCGAAGAAACUCCGUCUCCCAGAAGCCACUCCUCCUCCACAGCCCAUCAACACAAGCAGAAUGAAGCAAAGGAGGAAGAAGAGGGAGGAGCAAAGGACCUGUCAGAGGAAGAGGUGCGGACAAGGAUAGAAGAGUAUAACGCUCAAGUCUCUGAAAAUGGCAUGAAACUGGCUUCAGACGGAUCCUACACAGGCUUCAUUAAGGUCCAUCUGAGGCUCAGUCGACCAGUCACAGUCCCCGCUGUGGAGGCGGCGGGCUCAGAGGGAGCGUCCAGGCAGACGGGUAGCCGCAAUCAAGCACCAUCAGACUGCCAGGAAGGGACGGACUCUUGCCAGAGUGAAAACAGAACAUCCUUCUACCUACCAUGUGACUGUGUGAAGCAGCUCCACAUCAGCUCUCUGACCACCACAGGAGAGGUCAUCCAGGGCUUGCUGAAGAAGUUCAUGGUGUUGGACAAUCCCCGCAAGUUUGCAUUGUACAGGCAGACGCACCGUGACGGACAGGAUCUGUUCCAGAAGCUUUCUCUGUGUGAGCGUCCUCUUCUUCUGAGGUUGAUCGCAGGGCCUGACCCAGAGCAGCUCAGCUUUGUCCUUAAGGAAAAUGAGACUGGAGAGGUGCAGUGGCAUGCAUUCUCUGUCCCUGAGCUACAAAACUUCCUGGUGAUCCUGGAGAAAGAGGAGUCGGAGCGCGUGCGGGCAGUGAAGCAAAAAUACUCUGUGUACCGACAGAAACUACAACGGGCCCUACAACAACACGACCCCUGACCCCUCACCUGUUACCUUACGACCUCAACCCAGAGAGAGACUGACCCUUUGAACGCCGACCCCUCAAGACCCCUGAUCUAUUCAGAGACUGGAGCCGGAGCUGAACUUGUCUCCACCCUCCACAUAUACACCCAAACAUGCAGUACAUCCACACACAGACGCAUACCCUUUCUCAGGAUGCAUACAAGCCCCCACCCAACCCCACCAUCCAUACAUCCACUCCCCUGAGGAGAUGCGAGAACGACAUGAUAGACUACUGGGUGUGUGGUCUGCUUGCUCAUUGGACAGGUAGUGUUUACGUUGCCAAGGACACACACAGAAAGAUCAUGGCAAGAUAUGAAACUCCGACUUGAAAUCUCAUUUGGGACUGAUAGUAACCAGUGGUGUUUUUAAAGAUUCCCUCUUCUUCUGCUACUGCUGCUGCUGCUGCUACUGCAAGUGUUACUUAUGCAUGAGUCUCUCUCAGCUCAUCUCCCUGCACAUAGAGUUAGAAUUAAAACAGAAGGCAUGGUUACUUUUUUCAAUAUCUCAUUGGGAUGGAAGGACAAUCAUACUGAUGUAUUAUUUUUGUGUUGGAAUGUUUAGGGUCGGGGCUGGAGGCAGAAGGCUGCAUUUUGCUUUGGAUGCUAGAACAAGAAGGAAUGGAAAGAUAAGAAAGCGAGAUCCGUUCUCUGAUUUUUUUCUCAGGGAGCAUGUGUUGAGCAAAGAGAAAACCUAAAGGAGGAAAGAAAUUGAAUUCCACCCAAAAACACCACCCCAUUUUGUCCAAAAUCUCUGCCUUUUUAUUUGUUCCUAUCAUUCCAUUUGCCUACUUUAACGCCGUGUGAAAAGAUGCUGUCAGGUGCUUUGCUGAUGGAAAGAUCCAACCCAGUUACCAAUCCUCUUCUCACACACAAACUUAACCUUUUCUCAGAUGAUAACUGUGAGUUCAUUUUCCCUGCCUAAAUCCUGAUCUAACCAACAUUGCAUGAACUCUACCUGCAGAUGAAGCCUACUGAGUGAGGCAAUCCACAUACCUUUACAGAUUUUACACUUUAUUGUGAAAGUGAUUUUGUCAUUGUAUAUGGGUUGCAUUUGAAUGUGAGAGGAUUUUUACACCAAAGCUUAGAGGGACAGAUCUAUUGAGAGGAUUUUAAAGGGAUGAGAGACGUUUGGACGUUUAUCUAAUUAAAGGUGGUGUAUGAAAAACUUAAACCAGCUUCUGUUUUUGCACAUAUAGAUGCGUGUCACUGAAUGGCCCAUAACUCUGGGGCUGGGCAUGCAUUUCUGCCUCUCUUUUCUUUUAUCUCCCCACCUUCCACCCAAAAAAAAAAAUAUAUAUAUAUAUAAAAUUCAUGAUAAUGGCUAUGAUGUACCAAUGAUGUGUUUGCAAUGCAUAUGUAUUAUGUAGACACUGGAAAAAGAGUGACAAGGUUGACCUUUGUUGUUAUUACGAUAAAUAUUAACAUUCUUUCAUUCCUACUGGUUGGGGUGUGUGUGUGUGUGUGUGUGUGUGUGGGGGGUGUUUGUGCUCAUCUAGGGCAGUGAGGAUAAUGUGAAUAGUGUUUUAUAAUGAGUGUCUGUGUCAUCAGCGCUCCCUCAUUGGGCCUCACUUAUCAAGUCUUAAACACGCAUUGAUGUAACAUAAUACAUUACAAGUGCAAAUUAGGUUGUUUUGGAAAAGAUAUUUGGCAUGUAUGUAUCAUAAAAUGAAUGCACUUAACCAAAGCAUUUACUGUAAUUAUUUUCCACACACCCUUAUUUUUCAUCUUUUAUUUAAUACGAUAGAAGUACUGAUAAAUUAAGGGCCCGUUGUCCAUAAGCACAUGCUUCUCAGUAAACCCAAACCUGUUUAUAUUUUUUAACACCACCACCCAAAGCCCAAGCUGUUCCUGCUGGCAGUGCCUUUUGUUUCAUGUGCCCCUGUAUGUAUGUAAGGUGUGUUUCAGCACACAGGUGCCUGACUGUAUGUAUGGGUGCUUUUGCAUGUGUGCAAAUCUGUUUCUUGGGUGGUGUACAUGUAAUUUUUCUUUCUUUCCCUUACCCUUAACACAUUUGUCUUUCCACAACCCCUCUGUGUGUGUGUGUGUGUGUGUGUGUGUGUGUGUGUGUGUGUGUGUGUGUGUGCGUGUUAUUUAUUUCAUGGUCCACCUCCUCCAUAUGAUAUUAUGUCAAGGAUGUUGAGACUUAAUGCUUUUUUUUUUGCAAUUUAUUUGAAGAAGUGUGUAUAAAUAUAGCAGUAGAUCUGUACAGAGUAUCAAAAUGAAAUAAAAAGGUCAUCCCUUUA
Molecule: messenger RNA, 4196 nt
Organism: Siniperca chuatsi (mandarin fish)
Lineage: Eukaryota; Metazoa; Chordata; Actinopteri; Centrarchiformes; Sinipercidae
Gene: rassf5
Product: Ras association domain family member 5
Exons: 6
Coding region: 773-1930 (385 amino acids)
Biological process (GO): signal transduction
Cellular component (GO): nucleus
Source: RefSeq, a predicted model, not a curated record